AAACAAGACAGGCCCUUGAACAGGAAACUGCAGCAUCAUCCCAGAGACUGACAACAUGAAGGUCCUCUUGCUACUAGCAGCCGUGAUCAUGGCCUUCGGCCCAAUACAGAUACAAGGGAGCAUUGCCAAUUUUUGGCAAAUGAUCCUACUUAAGACAGGAAAGAGAGCUGAGUCCAGCUAUGCCUUCUAUGGUUGCCACUGUGGCGUGGGUGGCAGAGGAUCCCCCAAGGAUGCGACAGAUCGGUGCUGCGUGGCUCAUGACUGUUGCUACUACCGUCUGGAAAAACGUGGGUGUGGUACAAAAUUCCUGUCCUACAAGUUCAGUUACCGAGGGGGCAAAAUCACCUGCGCUGCAAACCAGAACUCCUGUAGGAAACAGCUGUGCCAGUGUGACAAAGUCGCCACUGAAUGCUUUGCCCGGAACCGGAAAAGCUACAGUUUAAAGUAUCAGUUCUUUCCCAAUAAGUUUUGCAGUGGGAAGUCGCCCAGGUGCUGAGAGAGGUGACAUCUGGACCCGUCUCCUCCAACACCCCUCCCCAGCCCCACCGAGUUCCCUAGUGAUAAAGAAAACACCCCUCUCCUACCCUAGAGGCAAGGUGGGGCCCUUCUGUCACCACCCAGAAUGAGACACCAAAGCCUGAUGAGUUAGACUAAUCCUUCCCCACCACUCCAUUACCUCGGACUGACAGAUUUCCCAUGUCCACCUUCCCCUUCACAUCCAACUUCCCGCCUCUCAGUACCAAAGAGAGUCCUGGGAGGUUCUUACAAAUAAAGUAAUUCAUCAGCGA
This is a messenger RNA of Peromyscus californicus insignis, 788 nucleotides long. RefSeq names its product phospholipase A2 group IIA (gene Pla2g2a). Gene Ontology annotation, biological process: arachidonate secretion; negative regulation of T cell proliferation; lipid catabolic process. Bases 56 to 496 code for a protein of 146 amino acids. Gene Ontology annotation, molecular function: calcium ion binding; phospholipid binding. Lineage: Eukaryota; Metazoa; Chordata; Mammalia; Rodentia; Cricetidae. The record is from RefSeq and is a predicted model, not a curated record. The transcript is spliced from 5 exons.